Molecule: messenger RNA, 2538 nt
Organism: Armigeres subalbatus
Lineage: Eukaryota; Metazoa; Arthropoda; Insecta; Diptera; Culicidae
Gene: hfp
Product: poly(U)-binding-splicing factor half pint
Exons: 5
Coding region: 138-2159 (673 amino acids)
Biological process (GO): alternative mRNA splicing, via spliceosome; regulation of alternative mRNA splicing, via spliceosome; mRNA splice site recognition
Cellular component (GO): catalytic step 2 spliceosome; precatalytic spliceosome
Molecular function (GO): RNA binding
Source: RefSeq, a predicted model, not a curated record
UGCGCGGAAACUGGAACUGUCAUUUAUCUUCAAGUGGAAAAUUUUCACCGUAAGCGGCAGCAUUUCUCGUGCUAGUGAAAAAUUUGAAAAAAGUGCUGAGAAAACUGCACUGGAGUGAGAAAAUCCUUCGUUAGAUUAUGAACGGAGCAACAAUUAUGGGUGGCAAUAAUGAUUACGCCAAUAGCGCCGGUAGCAGCGGCAUCAACGAAUCGUCGCCGGUACGCGACGAGUAUCGGAAGGAUGGUUCCGAAGAGCCCUCGCCGUCAAAAUCUUCGUCUAGUUCAUCGAAACGAGACAAAGAACGAGAAAGCCGUGGGCGCGAUCGUGACCGGGAGCGCGACCGCGAUCGGGAAAGCCGUGAUCGCAGCCGCGAUAGGGAACGCCGAGAGCGACGUGAUCGUGACCGUGACCGCGAUACCAAAGUACAACCCUACAUUACACAGCCAGUGUAUGACCUCCGCCAAACGGGAGAAGUGGUCUUCGGACCGGGAACACGAUCAGCUCUGUUGGGCAUUUUGGGUGGGGCAUUGCCACGUUUGACUACCGAACAGCAUGAGCUGGUCACACGCGCCAAAAAGUACGCCAUGGAGCAAAGUAUCAAAAUGGUUCUGAUGAAGCAAACGCUUGCCCAUCAACAACAGCAGUUGGCCAGUCAGCGGACACAGGUCCAACGACAACAGGCAUUGGCUCUUAUGUGCAGAGUAUACGUUGGCAGUAUUUCAUUUGAGUUGAAAGAGGAUACAAUUCGCGCAGCGUUCCUCCCAUUCGGUCCGAUUAAAUCGAUCAACAUGUCGUGGGAUCCGAUCACACAAAAACACAAAGGCUUCGCCUUUGUUGAAUAUGAGAUUCCGGAAGGUGCACAACUAGCUUUGGAGCAGAUGAAUGGAGCGAUGCUCGGUGGUCGUAACAUCAAGGUCGGUCGUCCAAGCAAUAUGCCACAGGCGCAACAGGUGAUCGAUGAAAUCCAGGAAGAAGCAAAGAACUAUAAUCGCAUCUACAUAGCUUCCAUUCAUCCGGACUUGACAGAGGAGGACAUUAAGAGCGUUUUUGAAGCGUUUGGACCUAUUGUGACAUGUAAAAUGUCUCAGGGUAGUGCGGCUCAUACCCAUAAGGGGUAUGCGUUCAUUGAAUACCAAACUAACCAGUCAGCGAUUGAGGCUAUCGCCAGCAUGAACCUUUUCGAUCUGGGUGGACAACUUUUAAGGGUUGGCCGUUCAAUUACACCUCCAAAUGCGUUGAUGGGCCCGGCAGCUAACUCGGCAAUGCCAACAGCGGCGGCAGUCGCUGCAGCUGCUGCCACAGCUAAAAUUCAAGCUAUGGACGCCGUUGCAACCAACGCCGUGCUAGGCCUAUCGGCAGCAACGCCAACUCUUAAGGUUGGUCUCGGGACGUUGCCCAUAACUCCAACCAUGACAACUGCUGCAAAUGCCAAUCUUGUUGCACACGCACAACUUGCGGCUGCCAGUCAAGCGGCUGUCAUUACGCAACCUGGAUUGCUCGUUCCACCGGUAGCAAAUGUAGCCAGCUUGGCACCAUCCUUGCUGGUCAAUCCGGUUCUAGCCAAUGCGGCUAAACCUCUGCAAUCAGUAUUAAGCGCUGCAAAUCCGGCUGCGGUAGCUGCAGCAGCCGCUGCCGCUGCGGCCGCCGCAGCAGCUGCGGCUGCCAAUCCCAAUGCAACAGCAGAAGAGGUUUUCAAAAAAGCUCAAGAGAAACAGCAAGAAGAGUUGCAGAAAAAACUUCUCGAAGAAGGAGAACCGCAAACCUUACAACAACAAGAAACGAUGUCCAUUAAGGGACAAAGCGCACGCCAUUUAGUAAUGCAAAGGCUCAUGCGGCCCCGCGAAAGUAAGGUUGUAAUCCUGCGGAACAUGGUUGGGCCAGAAGAUGUGGACGAAACGUUGCAGGAUGAGAUUCAAGACGAGUGUGGUAAAUAUGGUAUUGUGGAGCGGGUCAUUAUCUACAAGGAGCGCCAGUCCGAAGGCGAUUAUGCCGAGGAUGACAAUACGGAUGUAAUCGUUAAAAUCUUUGUUGAGUUCUCUCAGGCCACCGAGGCAGAUAAAGCCCGCGAAGCACUCCACGGUCGCUACUUCGGUGGCCGUUUGGUUAAAGCCGAAUCGUACGACCAAGCGCUCUUUGAUCAUGGUGACCUGUCUGGUUAGGAUCAACCAACUCAAAUAGACAAAGAGCGUGGCCACACUCUGAUCCAACAUUGAAUCCCCGAAUGCAAACCGUUUCUUGUCGUAGUGACGAGGUAAACCCUGUUUCGAAUGAAAGUAGCUAUUGCCCAGCGCCAGUCAGGAUUAAGAAUAAAGUGUAUGAUCUAUUUUACAACUCACUAUUUACCUACUUGUUGCGAGAGCAUGAAACGAGCAAGUCACAAAAUACACUUGGAAAAUUUACACCUAAGGACGAAACACUGAAACAAUUAUGAUUUUCAAAGGACAAACAAGUUUAUUAACGUUUCUAAUAUAAUUGUAUAUACACAAUUACGCUUCUUUUCAGUAAUAAAUAAAAAUUACACUAUUAUUUUCAAACUGA